Bombyx mandarina (wild silkworm) is the source of this 1956-nucleotide messenger RNA. RefSeq lists its product as uncharacterized. The record is from RefSeq and is a predicted model, not a curated record. Lineage: Eukaryota; Metazoa; Arthropoda; Insecta; Lepidoptera; Bombycidae.
GCCAGGGUCAUCACGGCAUUUCUGUUCCGAUCGCGACUGCGUGACAUUGCGCCUCUAAACAAAAUAUAAACUUUAAAGUGAACGAAUGGGGAAAACGGAAAAAAAAAUAAAAUCGGAACGAAUUAACGCACUCAGAAAACAAUAUGACGCUUUUCUUGAAGAAGAUAAGAAAAGAAGGGAGCGUAAUGAAUUCAUACUGGACAGAUUGGAUAAAAUACGAUAUUGCACUGCUACAGUUCCCUAUCGCAAGUCGAACGUUUCCAAUCUUCGCUCACAAAUUCAAUUUUCAAGAAACCAAGAUAUUCAGGCAAGAUCAACAAACGAAAUACUAGCGUAUUUAAAUUCUUUUAGUGGUAUUGACGAUACAACGAUUCAAGAAAUAUGUAAAAAGUUUGUAUUGAUUCCUAAAGUUCCUUCUAGUGUACCGAAUAUGAAUUUCAUUGAAAACAGAUAUAAGGAUUCGGAGCCGAACGAUAAUGUUGAUUGGAAAAGAAAAUACGAAAUCUUAAAUCAAUUGAAAAAUAUCGAGAAGGGCUUAGGUUUGGAAAAUUCUGUUCCGAAAAAUGAAUUGCAAAAAAAUUGUGGAAGCUUAAAUACAAAAAUCGAAAUGGUCAAUACUGAAACAGAGUUUAGACAGGAUCUUCCCGAAAAAGAUGUAUCUGACGUUACAUUUCAUAAAACUGUAACCAAUAAGAAUUAUCAUAACGAGCUUUCUUUAGAAGAAAAUCAGAGUGAACCAAAUUUGCUUAUGCCAGAAACAUCAAACUUUUCACAAGACAAUGAAUAUAAUGAAAUCAAUGUAACACAAUCCACGCCCUUAGACAAUACGGAACCCAUUAUUGCUGGAAAUUCAAAUAUGAUCCAAAAUCUGAAUACAGAAAAUAAUGAUUCGCAAAUUUUUAAUCCAUGUCAAGAUUUGCAUAGUGAAAUUGAUCAAAAAACAUUAACCCCAUUGUUGGAUAAUACAGAUCACAGCAAAACACAUUCACCGCAAUUCCAAGAAACUGUUGAUGAUAGCAAUUUAAAUGAAGGUGAAUAUUGUUCUACAACCAAUUUAGGUAGUAAUGAAGUACAGUUGGAAAAAACUGAAAUCCUCAGUAAUACUGUAGAUGGUCCAAAUGAAACUGUGAUUUCUCCUUUAUUAGUAGAUGAUCCUGAAAACAGAGAUACUACGAGUCCCGAAACAGUUCAAGUAAAUGAAACCGAUGAUUCAAUUCAUCAUAGAAAUAAAGAACACGAAUCACAUAAACAUAAUGAACAAUUUGAGCAGCAAGCAGAUUCAGAUGUUUCGGGUAUUGAGGCCUUUAACGCAGAGCAAAACGAAAUGUUUUAUACAGAACAAACAGAUGAGAAUUAUGUUUAUGAUCAAGCAGUGGAGGGUGCACAAUACAACCAAGGAUAUGAACAAAAGCCAGAUUAUGAACAGAAUGAACAGUACGCAUAUUAUGAAGGCGAUCAGCAGCAAGCUUACCCGCCUGAAAUAAAUGAACACGAAGAAACGAUGGAGCGCUACGACCAAAAUUAUGAAGAACAGUAUGCUGCAUAUGAACAAGGCGAUUACAAUCAACAACAAGAAUACGAGCAACCAGUGGAACAAUACGAGCAACCAGUGGAACAAUACCAGCAACCAGUGGAACAAUACCAGCAACCAGUGGAACAAUAUCAGCAACCAGUGGAACAAUACCAGCAACCAGUGGAACAAUACCAGCAACCUGAAGAAGAGGUACAGGCCUUCCAACAAGAACCUCAACCGGUAACAGAAUUUGAACAGCAGCCUUACGAAAACCACGAUGAUGCAAUUCACGAACUGAUUGAACAGAAAAUGAACAAUGAAGAAGGGUUUCUUGAGAACAGAAACAUUGAAAAUACUACAACAACUAAACCAGCAGUUGAAGAAAAGCUUGCUGAUGUUUCAACUACUUAACAUAUUCUGUAAUUUUAUAUGCAGUAACUAGA